Esox lucius (northern pike) is the source of this 2632-nucleotide messenger RNA. It is a transcript of the gene dbt, whose product is annotated as dihydrolipoamide branched chain transacylase E2. The record is from RefSeq and is a predicted model, not a curated record. Bases 271 to 1728 code for a protein of 485 amino acids. The transcript has 11 exons. Gene Ontology annotation, molecular function: lipoic acid binding; acetyltransferase activity. NCBI's taxonomy places the organism in Eukaryota, Metazoa, Chordata, Actinopteri, Esociformes, Esocidae. Gene Ontology annotation, cellular component: mitochondrion; cytoplasm.
UGCAAAUUAGUUGAUGAUACACAAGGGUCUUACAUUCAGAAGCACUCUCACUGUACAAUAAAUUAGAUACUUUUUCAAGCAGCUGCUACUGUAGCGAGACAACGUAACGUUACCUAGCCGAGUGGCCAACGUCGACGCGUUAGCUAAAACGAACAAGGAUUAAUCUUAGAAACUACUUGUCUGGUGUCAGUGUUGUUUCAAAUAGAUAACUUUCAUCUUUACGUUGUGUUGACGAGAGUAUCUUCCUUCCUACCUAGCUAAUUAACUCAAAUGCGGUUAUCAUCGCAACUCUCAGUACAUCGGUACAAGCGUUGCUGCUCCAGGGUCCAAACUGGCCGACCAGACUACACCCUCCAUCCCCACUCCGUCUUCAUCUCUCAACUGUGCAGCGCUAGGUUUUUCCACACUAGUUAUGUCAAACCUGGACCAAUUCUACCAUUCAAACUCUCAGAUAUUGGCGAGGGUAUCAUGGAGGUGACAGUGAAGGAAUGGUAUGUUAAGGAGGGAGACAAAGUCUCACAGUUUGACAGCAUCUGUGAGGUACAGAGUGACAAAGCAUCUGUCACCAUCACAAGCCGCUUUGACGGUGUCAUAAAAAAGCUGUACUAUGAAGUGGACGACACUGCCUUAGUGGGGACACCGCUGGUGGACAUCGAGACAGAGUCCGGUCCGGAGGUGGCCCAUGAGGAGGAUGUCGUGGAGACCCCAGCUAUGUCACACGAUGAGCACACACACCAGGAAAUCAAAGGCCACAAGACCCAAGCCACCCCGGCCGUCCGUCGCUUAGCCAUGGAGAACAAUAUCAAGCUAAGUGAAGUGGUCGGAACCGGGAGAGAUGGGAGGAUCCUCAAAGAGGACAUCCUCAACUUCCUGGCGAAACAGACUGGGGCAAUCUUACCACCGACUCCAUUCCAUGAGAUCCAGCCCCCUCCACCGGCAGCGUCUACUCUUUCCUCAGCCACCAAGCCCAAGGCGAAAACCCCAAGUGUCCCACUGGCUGUUAUUUCCAGGCCUGUCUUCACGGGCAAGGACAGGACUGAACCCCUGAAAGGUUUCCACAAAGCAAUGGUGAAGACCAUGACGGCAGCUUUGAAGAUCCCCCACUUUGGUUAUAAAGAUGAAGUGGAUUUGACAAGGCUGGUGCAGCUGCGCAACGAGCUGAAGGGCCUCUCAGAGGCUCGUGGGGUCAAGCUCAGCUUCAUGCCCUUCUUCAUCAAGGCUGCAUCUCUUGGUCUUCUUCAUUUCCCCAUCCUCAACGCCUCCGUGGACGAGGCUGUUCAGAACAUCACCUACAAGGCCUCCCACAACAUUGGCUUGGCAAUGGACACCAGCCAGGGCCUGUUGGUGCCCAAUGUGAAGAAUGUGCAGACACUGAGUGUGUUUGAGAUUGCCAUGGAGCUCAACCGCAUGCAGAGCCUGGGAGCCACGGGCCAGCUGGGCACGCCAGACCUCACCGGCGGCACCUUCACCCUCUCCAACAUUGGAUCGAUCGGAGGCACAUAUGCAAAGCCAGUAAUUCUGCCUCCUGAGGUGGCGAUUGGAGCUCUGGGAAAGAUCCAGGUGCUGCCCAGGUUUAACUUGAGGGACGAGGUGGUGAAGGCUCAUAUCAUGAACGUCAGCUGGUCGGCGGACCACCGAAUCAUCGACGGGGCCACAAUGGCACGGUUCUCAAACCUGUGGAGAGGCUUCCUGGAAAACCCGGCGUCCAUGAUUCUGGACCUAAAAUAAGCUUGCGGUGCCCUGGGCUGCCUCCUGGAUGAAAGACCAGAGACGCAAAACCAUCCACUGCAACUGUGUGACGACUGUCUACUGUGCCGUGACACUCUGGAUGGUCACAAUGAACGGGUGGCUCUGGUCCCCAUACUGUAUCCAUCCCCCCCCUGGUCUUUCCAAACAUUUCUUCCUCAGAACACAAACGACUGCACACUACAUCUAGUCAGCACGGUGAAGCUAAUAUCUAGAUCCAGGCUGUUGUUUUAUCUUUGUGUGUGGCCUUAGUUUGAUUCCUCUCUUCUGGUUGCCUUACUGACAUUCAAGACGGUUAUGAACAGUAAAGCUUUUACCCGAGGGGCUGAAUGUUUGAGAAAUAACCUGUAGUGAACCUGUAUUUGUGAACAACCAUGUAACCCUAUAAAAUGACCCUGCACCUUUAAGGAUGUCAGUGCUGAAUCCAGGGAAUGUCCUUCAAGGUGCAUGGCUAUUUCAUUUUUUUUUGUGUCACAGCUCCAGCUGUUCUCUCAUCAGCGGCAGAAAGCUCUUUGAGACAAGUUGUUGUCCAGCGAUUCUCCUCGAUGAGCCUAAUUGCACAACUCAUAGAAUCCGCAAUGUUAAUGGUUAUUAUCAGCAGUUACUAUAAUGGUUCCCUGGUUAGUUUGAUCAAUUUGUUACAAAGGUGCUGCUUUUCUUGUUGAUGACAUUGUUUUUAAAAAUAAAAUGGUCACGGGUGGAAGUGAACACCUAAUGUAGUAAUAGUAGUAUUUGGGGAAUGGGUACUUUGGUCUCACUGUAUUUUAGGGAUAUUGUAUUAUUUGAAGGGGCAAGUGAGCUGCCAGCCUGAAUCAUCGACAACCACUGUUUCUGUUAUUGAUUGACUCUGACAAGUUUUAAUAAAUUUGAGGUGUAAGGAAUUUGA